Molecule: messenger RNA, 1171 nt
Organism: Mesocricetus auratus (golden hamster)
Lineage: Eukaryota; Metazoa; Chordata; Mammalia; Rodentia; Cricetidae
Gene: Fhl5
Product: four and a half LIM domains 5
Exons: 7
Coding region: 243-1097 (284 amino acids)
Biological process (GO): positive regulation of transcription by RNA polymerase II
Cellular component (GO): nucleus; Z disc
Molecular function (GO): transcription coactivator activity
Source: RefSeq, a predicted model, not a curated record
CGGGCAGAAGUCCAUUCACAUUACAAGUACAGAAAGCAGGUAACUAUCCUGAGUUAGUUUAUUCAAGUCCAACACUCAAAAGUUCUCCAAUUUCCCAAGAAAGAAGUGACAGAGGAAACAAGCAACAUCUCGGGUGCUCUACAAAGUUGACAUGCCUGUGACUGAGAGGAAAAUUCACCACCUGUUCUUCCAGACUGUGUAGAUCAAAGGAAAAAGCAGCUGAAGAAAAAGAUCAAACGGAAAUGACAAGUGCUCAAUUUGAAUGUCAAUACUGCACGGCAUCCCUUCUUGGGAAGAAGUAUGUACUCAAGGAUGAUAAUCUAUACUGUGUCUCCUGCUAUGAUCGGAUCUUUUCUAACUAUUGUGAACACUGCAAAGAACCAAUUGAAUCAGACUCUAAGGAUCUUUGUUACAAAAACCAUCACUGGCAUGAAGGAUGCUUCAAGUGCACCAAAUGCCAUCACUCCUUGGUGGAAAAGCCUUUUGUUGCCAAGGAUGAACGUCUGCUGUGCACCGACUGCUAUUCCGAUGAGUGUUCUUCCAAGUGCUUCCACUGCAAGAGAACCAUCAUGCCAGGAUCUCGAAAAAUGGAAUUUAGGGGCAACUACUGGCACGAAACCUGCUUUGUGUGUGAGCACUGCCGACAGCCAAUAGGAACCAAGCCUCUGAUCUCAAAAGAGAGUGGCAAUUAUUGUGUGCCAUGUUUCGAGAAGGAAUUUGCUCACUACUGCAACUUCUGUAAGAAGGUGAUAACUUCUGGUGGGAUCACCUUCCGUGACCAGUUAUGGCAUAAAGAGUGUUUUCUGUGCAGCGGCUGUAGGAAAGAGCUUUGCGAGGAGGCAUUUAUGUCUAGGGAUGAUUUCCCAUUCUGCCUGGAUUGCUACAACCAUCUUUAUGCCAAAAAGUGUGCAGCCUGCACCAAGCCCAUCACUGGUCUCAGAGGUGCCAAGUUCAUCUGCUUUCAAGACCGCCAGUGGCACAGUGAGUGCUUCAACUGUGGAAAGUGUUCCGUCUCCUUGGUGGGUGAAGGAUUCCUAACUCAGAACAUGGAGAUCUUCUGUCGCAAGUGUGGCUCUGGAGCAGACACUGAUAUGUAGAAAGAGACAGUCUUUCCCCAUUUGAAACCCACUUUGCCUUUGCCCUCACUAAAUCGGGAACUCGGUGGCAGUAA